AUGCUGAAUCCUCCAAUCUUGUACCCCUCUGAGUUGGGUGGUCGAUUGUGUCUGCAUUGCAAAUCCGCAAACAUGAUCGCCUCAGUUCAAUUAGAAGUACUUGGUCGGAGGGUGACUAUCGAACCCUCUGCUAAAACUAAGGUGGACCAACUGUCGAAGGGAUCAGAAAACCGUUGCAUGUUUCACCACUUCCUGACUUGGCUGAUGGUAAAUAUGGUGAACUUACAAAUGAUGGACGUGAAAUCACGUGGAAUGAUGGUACUGGUUGUAACAUACACAAACAAAACUAGACGGAACAACGCGAUGGUUCGGUUGACAAGUUGUAUUCAUCAACUCACUAAGUAUUUAUUGAUGCUGCGUGAAUACCGACGAUCCGUCCGAGGGGAUUUUGAGCAACUACCUACGUGCGGCUCCUUUGAGUAUGACGAGAGUUCGAACAUGUGUCGGGGGCCUCCCACUAAAUCGAACGCCCUCUCCCGUGAGUCUUCUCUACAAGACCGGUGGUGUCGUUGUAACAAUGGUGAUCUACCUGUGAACACGACGGACAAGCAGUUUGCACGCACUCUCAUCGAUAGCUUCUACUGGUCAAAUUCCAUUCUUGGAACAAAUUUCAAGAGUUCCCAAGUUUCACUGAUGUCACUGUGGCACACGUUGCGUUCACUGCUGGUGGCUACACAAGAUAUACCAAUCUUUCGAACAGUAUUGACCCUUUUGAAUCAGACCAAAUCAACAUUCAAGGGACAUUAUGCGUAUCCGAAUCCAGAAAAAAAGCUUGAGGGCAUGGAAAUCAGCCUAAAAUAUUGUGCUCCAGAAAUUCUCCAAAACCCGGUUGCCUACUUAUUUAAAAACAAAUCUCCAUGGCACCGAACUGGACUAUCCGACCCAAAACCGGAUGCCUACUCAAAUUUCCAGCCGUCUGAAUGCGAUAGAUAG
This is a messenger RNA of Opisthorchis viverrini, 933 nucleotides long. RefSeq lists its product as hypothetical. The record is from RefSeq and is a predicted model, not a curated record. Bases 1 to 933 code for a protein of 310 amino acids. Lineage: Eukaryota; Metazoa; Platyhelminthes; Trematoda; Opisthorchiida; Opisthorchiidae. The transcript has 7 exons.